AUGGCGGCCGAUGAGACGUGGAACUCGACCGGCUGGCCGCCGCCGCCAUCCGAUUUGAAUUACGCCGGCCUUCUGAUGAUCAUCAUUCCGCUCAUCACACUCCUCGGCAAUUUGCUGGUGAUCAUCUCGGUGCUCCGAUUCCGCGCCCUUCAAUCCGCCAUCAAUUUUUUGAUAUUGGGCUUGGCGGUGGCUGAUCUCCUCGUCGCCAUCACUGUCAUGCCAUAUGCCGUCUAUGUCUAUGUGACCAACGGCGAAUGGUACUUGGGCAAUCUCAUGUGCGACGUCUACAUGGCGCUCGACGUCGGCUGCUCGACAGCUUCCAUCCUAUUGCUCGCCGUCAUCUCGUUCGACAGGUAUCGCGCCGUGUCGCUGCCGAUUCAAUACUCGCGCCAAUCGCAAAACAUCAAACGCGUGUUCGCCAUGAUCGCCGCCAUCUGGUUCAUCUCGUUGGAAACGUAA
This is a messenger RNA of Caenorhabditis bovis, 459 nucleotides long. The record is from the annotation of a GenBank genome assembly. Lineage: Eukaryota; Metazoa; Nematoda; Chromadorea; Rhabditida; Rhabditidae.